AUGAGCAACAAAAAUGAAUAUGAUUAUUUUUUCAAAGUUGUAUUAUGUGGUGACUCGGGGGUUGGAAAAUCCAAUCUUCUUUCACGUUUCACUCGUAAUGAGUUCAAUUUGGAGUCCAGAUCUACUCUCGGUGUCGAAUUUAAUAUCAAGAGUAUUAAAGUAGAUAAUAAAAAUAUCCAAGCACAAAUUUGGGAUAUUGGUAGUAAUUCUGGUCUUGAGCGCUAUAGAGCGAUUAAAAGCGCAUAUUAUCGUGGAGCCGUUGGUGCUUUACUUGUUUAUGAUAUUUCCAAAUAUAAAACAUAUAAAAGCAUCAAUUGCUGGUUGAAAGAAUUAAAAGAUUAUGCUGACAGUAAUAUUGUCGUUAUGCUUGUCGGAAAUAAGAUGGAAAACGAUUUUUCUUUCGUCGAAACUUCUGCCUUGGAUGCUAGUAACGUAGAACUUGCUUUCCAAAACUUAUUAACCGAAAUAUAUCGUAUUGUAUCUAGUAAUGGUGAUAUAGUAUCUAGUAAUUAUAAGAUGAAUAACUUAUCUAGUAAUUAUAAGAUAAAUAACGUAUCUAGGAAUGAUAAGAUGAAUAACGUAUCUAGUAAUGAUAAGAUGAGUAAAGUAUCUAGUAACGGUAAUGUUAAAACGAGUAACAACAAUGGAUGUGAUUACCUUUUUAAAGUUGUCUUAAUUGGUGACUCUGGAGUCGGUAAAUCUAAUCUUCUUUCACGUUUAACUUGUAAUGAGUUCGAUUUGGAGUCCAAACCUACUAUUGGUGUUGAAUUUAAGACCAAGAAUAUUCAAAUAGAUAAUAAAACUAUCAAAGCAAAAAUUUGGGAUACUG
This is a messenger RNA of Racocetra persica, 829 nucleotides long. The record is from the annotation of a GenBank genome assembly. NCBI's taxonomy places the organism in Eukaryota, Fungi, Glomeromycota, Glomeromycetes, Diversisporales, Gigasporaceae.